AUGCCCAUCUUCAACUUGCUGCGCACAAGAAUGAGUGCUUGCGCAAGUCGUUGUUUUCAAAGAAGGCUAAAGAGAAGCGGAAGUACACAAAUGGGAUGGCUCGGCUGCUCACCAACAACGAAACUGUCACAGUGCUUGCAGCUAAUGAGCAUAAGAAGCAAUGGACACCAGUUCAUGCGGCUUUACAGCCGCUCCUGGUUGACAUCGCCCGUUGGCUUCAGCGCUCUGGUUACGAACCAAAAAAGACUUGCCGGAGGAAGCAGCAGACUGAGAACAAUGGCGCUCAACCCAAUCCGCAUGGCCAGACUCAAGGGCGUGGCCAAGGAAGAGCACGUGGCAGUCAUGCUGCAACACCGGGUCGGGCUUGAGGCAGCGGCAGGCGCGGUCGUCCAGGUACAGGCCAUGGUGGUCAUGGACAAGGUGCUGCAAGAGGUGAAGAGACAGAGAAAAGUUCCAGCUCUGACAAGGUUCGUACCGAGUCAGAACCCUCUCCUUCACGUUCCCCAAGCCCAUCCACAACUCAGAUUGAGGCCUUCUCCAGUUCAGGCAGCUACAAGGAUGUCUCCCGGUCAGGAUCACCCAUUGAUGAGAUCCAGAUUGUUCGAGUCAAUGGCCACUGGUGAAGAACAGGUAAUGUAG
Messenger RNA from Mycena citricolor, 639 nucleotides. NCBI's taxonomy places the organism in Eukaryota, Fungi, Basidiomycota, Agaricomycetes, Agaricales, Mycenaceae. The record is from the annotation of a GenBank genome assembly.